Molecule: messenger RNA, 1299 nt
Organism: Heterobasidion irregulare TC 32-1
Lineage: Eukaryota; Fungi; Basidiomycota; Agaricomycetes; Russulales; Bondarzewiaceae
Exons: 4
Coding region: 1-1299 (432 amino acids)
Source: RefSeq, a predicted model, not a curated record
AUGGACGGCGAUCUGUCUCUCGAAGAGCAAACCCGCAGGUUAUAUCUACAAUUCCUUUGGUUACCAGACGCACUUGUGCCACUAACACAGAUGGUGGUCUUCUUGUUAAGCCUCUCCAAGGGCUUCCACUCGUUCUCGAUUCAUCCGCUUCACGCCGCCCUGGACUCUGUGAUUCUGACAGAUCGAUGGUGCUCGUACAAGUACCAUGAACACCUGCCAAAUGUCUUGAAGGAUGACCCGAAAGAUGACAUCGAGCCUCAAAUGAUGUCCUUUGCUCAACAAUACUCAAGGGCAGAGGACCACGAGCCAUCACCUAUCGAAGCCCUUGAGUCCGAACAAGAGAGGGAGACAUCUCCCGAGAAAUGGCUCGAGAGUAUGGAAAAGCGAGAAGUUCAAAUUCAAAUACUACUCCACUUUAUCAAGCUUUGUCUUCCUGGGCCCUGUCCCAGUCCACCGAUGAGACCGCUACCGGAACCUCCGCGCAAGCGUCGCAAAAUACAUCACCGACCCUCCUCAUCAGAAUCUGAAGUCAGCACGCCGGUGCAAAUUAUGGAAGACCGACUGGAAAGCCUCAUGGACAGACUCGUUCUCUGGCAGAUGGCACUUCCGACAGCACCGACUGAGGAUCGCGCUGAUGGUGAGAACGCGACUUCUAACAAGGAACCGAAGGACCUGCGAGAUUGGACUCAAACCUUUUGCGACGACGUCGUGGGUCCAUCAUUCGGCUCGAAGCUUCCAGAGCUGUAUCGCCUACUUCGCAUGAAACUGUUCCGGAUCCCUCAGUGGUCCGAAGACGAAGAGGACGAUAUUGAAGAGACCGCGCAUCCUAAUACGUCUCGUCCGACCUAUUCUCUCUUUAAACCCGAUACCUCGUUCGCCGCCGGCCCCCUUCGAUCUUCUUCUUCAAGGCUGCUGUCACGUUCACGCUCUCGGUCCCUAUCCGUCUCGCUCGUGCAGGAAGCCGAAGCGCGGCGGGCGGGGAGUUCGCGCGCUCCCACGUUGCAGCGAGAGGUGAGCAUGUCGAGGGUGUUCAAAGACAAGACAAAGGUCGACAAGGAGAUGUCAAGCGAGAAAUUGGGCGGAGCAAGACUAGGGCCCGCCGACGGAAAGGGAAGGAAAGGGUUUAAGAGAGAAGAUACGGUGCUUGUGACGGCAACGCCUGUCAAAGUGCGGGGUAAGCCCAGGCAUGAGCCUACGAUACUGGUCUCUGAGACGCCUUCGAAGAAGAAAAUGGGUCGAGGGUUCUCAUCAGCUAACAUUACGAUCAAGGGCGAGGACUACUCUGACGAUGAGCUGUGA